AUGUCGGACGGAACCUCCAACAACCCUAAUCCCUACACUCUACCAGGCGCGAAUUUGGAAAUGAUUCGCGUCGAGACGGUGCGGGAGUCGAAUGAGCAGGUAAAAGGGCUCGAAGAUUAUGUGGCAGUAUUCAUUGGCGGUACUGGUGGGAUUGGAGAGAGCACGGCCAAAGAACUUUUCAUUCGAGCAUCGCGGCCGAGAGCGUAUAUUAUCGGGAGGAACGAAGAACGAGGCAACGCACUCUACAACACCCUGCGCACCAUCAAUCCAAAUGGCGAGGCGAUAUUCAUACAAAAGGACAUAAGUCUCAUGCGCAAUUGCGAUGAAUUAUGCGAAGACCUUCGACGUCGAGAGACCAAAAUCAAUUGUCUCUUCCUCACAGCAGGCUUCAUGGCCCUGCGCGGUCGCUCCGAGACAGAGGAAGGCAUCGACCGCAAAAUGUCUGUCAACUACUACGCCCGAAUCCGCUGCAUCCUGAAUCUCAUGCCACUUCUCACCGCUGCCUCGGAAGCCAACGAGCUUUCACGGGUCAUCACCGUCCUGGCUGCCGGGUCCGAGAGCGACAUUCGGAUUGACGACCUGGACUUGCAGCACAACCACACGUUGCACGCAUGCAUGGCUCACUGCGUUGUGAUGAGUGAUUUCGCGAUUGAGGAGUUGGCCAAGCGAUAUCCAGGAACAUCCUUCAGCCACAGCUAUCCCGGCACCGUCAAGACUGGCAUCGCUAAUCAGCUCACGGGUGUUGUGAGACUGGCGGUCAAGGUCAUGUAUGCAGUCAUGACGCCCUGGAUUCUGAAUGUACAAGAGUCUGGAGAGCGGCACUUGUUUCAGAUGACGAGCGCAUGUUAUCCAUCUCAGCGAGGCUCCGUUGGUGUUCCCAUACCAGAAGGUUUGGAUGUGAUGCGCGGUACAGACGGUGUCCCUGGUAGUGGUGCAUACUUGCUGGACUGGGAUGGGAAAACUACAGGCGACGAGAGCGUCUUGGGCAAGUAUCGUGCCAUCGGGUUGGGCAAGACAAUUUGGGACCACACAAUGAAGAUGUUUGCGCUUGCGGAGCAGAAAAUGAGACAAGCCACGAAGAGGCCGGCGGUCGAUGAAGCUGAGGGUGCCGGGAGGGAUGGUCCAGAUCCUGUGGGGUGGCGGCCGUUUUCUUGA
This is a messenger RNA of Ramularia collo-cygni, 1155 nucleotides long. RefSeq lists its product as uncharacterized. The coding region runs from base 1 to 1155 and encodes 384 amino acids. The transcript has 3 exons. NCBI's taxonomy places the organism in Eukaryota, Fungi, Ascomycota, Dothideomycetes, Mycosphaerellales, Mycosphaerellaceae. Gene Ontology annotation, biological process: secondary metabolic process. The record is from RefSeq and is a predicted model, not a curated record.